Messenger RNA from Danio aesculapii, 1939 nucleotides. It is a transcript of the gene cuzd1.1, whose product is annotated as deleted in malignant brain tumors 1 protein. Bases 44 to 1804 code for a protein of 586 amino acids. Lineage: Eukaryota; Metazoa; Chordata; Actinopteri; Cypriniformes; Danionidae. Gene Ontology annotation, cellular component: cell surface. The record is from RefSeq and is a predicted model, not a curated record. The transcript is spliced from 15 exons.
UGAUGAUUAAAAUGAUGUAGACAAACUUGAUCAGAAGAGAAAGAUGGAAGCUCUGAAUAUUCUUCUGCUUUUAAUUGCAUGUCAUGCAAAUAGCGCUCAGGCAUUGUCAUGGACAACAGCGGACUAUGAGUGGUGGGAUUCCACCUCAGAUCUUUCAUAUGCCUAUUCAUGUAUGAAUAACUGUGGAUCCUACUUUGGCGCUUGUUCAUGUACAUAUGCCUGUCAGGAAAAUAGAAACUGCUGCUAUGACUUUAAUGACUACUGCUCAAUGACAGACAUAACGACAGAAACUACAGCUUUGCCCUCCUGCAGAUACAACUGUGGAUACAACCUCGGCAGCUGUUCAUGCCGCUACAACUGUCACACCUAUGGCGACUGUUGCCCUGACUACGACAACCAUUGCUAUAUGACCACCGAUUGGCCGGACACGACAGAAGGUUUUCACUCCUGCAGGUAUAAUUGUGGAUACAACUUCAGCAGCUGCUCGUGCAACUUCAACUGUCAGUAUUACGGCAACUGUUGCCCAGACUAUCAAUGGUAUUGCCCAUCAUCCACAACAAAUAAUCCAGUUACUCACCCUAAGUGUGGAGGACAUCUGUAUGGUGCUGGGAUGUUUUCCACUCCAAACUACCCAAGCUAUUACCAUGACAACGCCUACUGUGUGUGGUAUCUUUCUGCUCAGCAAGGACAGAGGAUCUUCUUGACAUUUGCUGAUGUGCAACUGGAGCGCUGCUGUGACUGUGACUACAUCACUAUUCAUGACGGCUCUUCCACUGGCUAUCCACAGCUGGGAACGGUCUGCUUCAAUGAGACCACACAUCAGGCAUUUCACUCUUCUUCACGGUACUUGACUGUUGUCUUCAGGAGUGAUUACACUAGUGUCAGCCAUGGGUUCAAGGCCCAUUUCACCAGCUCUCUCACUGCAGAUCAAGGUCGUGUGGAUUGUUCCUCAGACAACAUGGUCAUUGUCCUUCGAAGGUCUUAUCUGAACUCACUGGGAUUUAGUGGAAAUGACCUUUAUGUGGAUGACCGUCUCUGCAGACCAAACAUUAGCAGCACUGAAGUUGUGUUCAGAUUCCUCCUCGACACAUGUGGAACCGCCAAAAAGAUGAUGAACGGUUUUGUGUCCUACACCAACAAUGUGCGGGCAUCUCCAUAUCAGUCAGGUGUAAUCACUCGUCAGUCAGAGUUUCUUCUGCGAGUGGGCUGCCGAAUGGAGCCGGACACUAUUGUGCAGAUCUUAUACAAGGCCAAAGAAAUCCCCAAUGCCAACAUCACAGGAACGGGCCGCUUUAAUGCCAGCAUCGCCUUCUACACCUCCAGAAAGUUCAACCAGCAGAUUUACGACUCUCCAUAUGAAGUGUACCUGAAUGACGAUCUGUUUGUUCAAGUCAAGCUAACCAGAUUUGAUGCGAGCCUGGAUCUCUUCCUAGAGACUUGUGUAGCAUCUCCAAAUCCAAAUGACUUUAAAGACCAUUCCUAUGACCUGCUGCGUAACGGAUGUCCCAGAGACAGCACAUUUCAAUCCUAUAUUAACGGAGUGGAUCAAUAUGCUCAGUUCAGUUUUCGGGCUUUCAAGUUCCUCCAGACUCAUGCCUAUGUGUUCCUGCAGUGUAAGGUGAUCAUCUGCCCUGAUAAUGAUUACAACUCUCGCUGCCGUAAAGGUUGCCAAUACCGGCGCAAGAGAUCCCUUGACAGCUCCUACAACACCAGUACUGUGACACUGGGCCCGAUCAAACUCAGAGGUCAGAGUGCAGUAGCAGGACGAAGACGUGGUGUCGAAUCAGAGAAAUCUAAGGAAUGAUCUGGAAUGGAGGGAGUGAUCUGAUCAUCUUCUCAAUCAUUGACUUAAUCAUUACUUUUAAUUCCUAUUAACCACCCAGCAAAUGAAUGAAAAACAAUUUAAUUUUGUAAUUCAAUAAAGCAUUUCUAAACAGCA